Molecule: messenger RNA, 1494 nt
Organism: Blumeria graminis f. sp. triticale
Lineage: Eukaryota; Fungi; Ascomycota; Leotiomycetes; Helotiales; Erysiphaceae
Source: the annotation of a GenBank genome assembly
CUGAGUCUUCCUUGUCAAAUUUUAUUACCCAACUUCACACAGCUCCAUCACUACGCUUGUAGACUUAUUCAAUCGGAUAAUACUCUCGUAUCAACAACAAUGGCACAGCCAUCAAAAUCAGUUCAAGUGAGCGAAGUCAAAGGCAAUACACGCGAUAGUCGCACGGCCGUGCAUACACACAUCAAAGGCCUUGGCCUCCGAUCUGAUGGUAGCGCUGAGAAACAGGCCAGCGGGUUUGUAGGUCAGACCUCAGCGCGUGAGGCAUGUGGUGUUGUUGUAGAUCUUAUCCGCGCGCAAAAAAUGGCUGGAAGGGCUAUUCUGCUAGCUGGCAGUCCCGGUACUGGAAAAACAGCACUUGCUCUCGCCAUAAGCCAGGAACUUGGGACGAAAGUACCUUUCUGUCCUAUUACAGGAAGUGAGGUUUACUCAACCGAGGUAAAGAAAACGGAGGCACUUAUGGAGAAUUUCCGUAGAGCUAUUGGCCUAAAAGUUCGCGAGACGAAGGAAGUUUAUGAGGGCGAGGUCACCGAGCUAACUCCUGAAGAAGCUGAGAACCCUCUUGGUAGUUAUGGGAAGACUAUCAGUACCUUACUUAUUGGGCUCAAAAGCGCAAAGGGCCAGAAAAAACUUCGCCUCGACCCUAGCAUAUACGAGGCUAUACAAAAAGAGAGAGUAACAGUUGGAGAUGUUAUCUACAUUGAGGCCAACACUGGAGCAUGUAAGCGUGUGGGAAGAUCCGAUGCUUACGCUACCGAAUUCGAUCUGGAGGCCGAAGAAUAUGUACCAAUUCCAAAAGGUGAAGUUCACAAGAAGAAAGAAAUAGUGCAAAAUAUAACUCUCCACGAUCUUGAUGUAGCAAACGCUAGGCCCCAGGGUGGGCAAGAUAUUAUGAGUAUGAUGGGACAACUGAUGAAGCCAAAAAUGACCGAGAUUACGGAGAAGCUUCGAUCCGAAAUUAACAAGGUUGUCAACAAAUAUAUUGACCAAGGAGUUGCCGAGCUCGUUCCCGGCGUGCUCUUUAUAGAUGAGUGCCACAUGCUUGACAUUGAAUGUUUUACCUACCUCAAUAGAGCUCUUGAGUCGAGUAUUUCUCCGAUUGUUAUACUGGCAUCUAAUCGUGGAAUGUGUACUAUUCGAGGUACUGAGGAUUUGGUUUCGGCACACGGCGUUCCACCUGAUCUUUUGGCUCGUUUACUCAUCAUUCCAACUUGCGCAUAUCAGCCUGAUGAAAUCAAAAGGAUCAUUCGGACACGGGUCAGCACAGAACAGCUCGGCAUCACAGAAGCUGCUCUAGACAAAGUUUCCGAACAGGGCUGCCAAGUCAGUCUCAGGUAUGCUUUGCAGCUCCUAACACCUGCAAGCAUCGUAGCUCGGGUUAACGGCCGAAAGCAAAUUGAUGUCAUGGAUAUUGACGAGUGCCAAGAUUUGUUUAUUGACGCCAAAAGAAGUGCAGCUAUCGUAAACAGUGAGAUUAGCCACAGCUUCAUCUCAUAG